AUGUUGGAGGCCGAGCGAAAUUUCCGGUGCACACUACGUAAUCGCACAACCCAUGACAGAACCGUAUGGACGUAAAUAAGCUACAGUAUUUCUUUUAACUGAAGAAAAUUUUGCGUUUUGUUUAAAAUGGACGACCAGGAAAUGCAAUUGAAAGUAAAGCGAGUGACGGAUAAGUUCACAGAGAGCAUGUACGUGUUGGCUAAUGAACCGUCCAUAGCGCUGUAUCGCCUGCAGGAGCAUGUGAGGAGGUCACUGCCUGAGCUGGUACAACACAAGACAGACAUGCAGAGCUGGGAAGAACAGAGCCAAGGAGCAAUUUAUACUGUGGAGUAUGCCUGCAGCGCAGUGAAAAGCAUGGCCAACAGCAGCCUCUAUUUUAAAAAUAUCGACGGACUGCUGAAGCAAGCCAUUGCAACAAAGGAACACAUCAGCGGUGCUCAAGGACGCAGUGGUGUGAAACCUGUACCUAAUCACAGUGACCCUCCACCACAUGACUCUUCCACAUCAUCAUGACGCAUGGAAAUCUAUAAGCAAGGAAAAGAAAUGUGGAUCCUGGGAUAAUGAGAGACACUUGUGAGAAGCAGCAUUCUGGGAUAUGAAGUACAGUUACGAGUCUGCUGAAUGGACUCCAUUACAAACGUGUACCUUACUCCAUCUGAGUGUGAGGCCUCUUGAAUUGAGACUUUGGCAACUCGACAGAGCCUUGCGAGGAGUGAAUGCGAAUGCUCUGCCAGGUUCUCCAUUACAGUGCUUCAUCAAGUGUGUGAAGGAAAGGAUUAUUCUCAGUCGUAUGUAAAUAUAUUCAAGUAGCUUUAAACUGUAGUAUGCUUUUGCAUUACAAUGGCUUACUUUUAAACUGAUCUGAUAUGUUGCCUAAAUAUCCUUUUUUUUUUUUUUUUAACUGAUUUAAUAUUUAUUUGUAUGCUAUACAUGUAAUUGUAGCAUUAAAAUAUAACCAAAUUGA
Messenger RNA from Pangasianodon hypophthalmus (striped catfish), 964 nucleotides. It is a transcript of the gene borcs8, whose product is annotated as BLOC-1 related complex subunit 8. The record is from RefSeq and is a predicted model, not a curated record. Gene Ontology annotation, cellular component: BORC complex. NCBI's taxonomy places the organism in Eukaryota, Metazoa, Chordata, Actinopteri, Siluriformes, Pangasiidae. The transcript has 6 exons. Bases 127 to 513 code for a protein of 128 amino acids.